AUGGUUAAAAGUUCUGAUUUGACAAAAAAUGAACUGAUCCACAUUCUGGCAACUUCAAAAAAUUCCAAGGAAAAAAAUCGUGCCUUCAAGUUACUCAAAAAAUUUGAACCAAACCCCAAAAAACACUUGGAUAGCACAUUUAAGUACGGUUGUGCUCAGCAAAAAACGUACAAAAUUGUCCAAUCUUACGUUUGUUGGAGAUGUGAUAAAGCUAAACAGGCUGUUGUUAAGUGUUUCUGGAAAACAUCGGAAGGUGUAAAAAUCAUAUGCAAUACCUGUUAUUUGAAUAUGACACAAUAUCUUGAUAUCGCUAGGGCAAAGAAGGAAACUCCUGGAUUAACUAAGAAUAUAAGGCCUUAUGAUGGAGUUAUCACUUAA
Babesia microti strain RI is the source of this 378-nucleotide messenger RNA. Its product is annotated as conserved Plasmodium protein, unknown function. Lineage: Eukaryota; Apicomplexa; Aconoidasida; Piroplasmida; Babesiidae. The record is from RefSeq and is a predicted model, not a curated record. Bases 1 to 378 code for a protein of 125 amino acids. The transcript has 3 exons.